UUCGAUAGUCUAUUACAAGGAGGUAGCACAUACUUAUUGCAUUCUAGAUCGAGCUGAUCAGCAGAGAUAGGUUGCCACACUGACUGUCUGCGUGUAGAGUGCUGCCAUCGGCAAAGCUGUGGAUGAAACUGAUCGUGCAGGAGUGGAAGUCAUGUAAUAAAAACAAUGUGGGGGCCGAGACCGAUUCCUGGGGCACACCCGCGUUGAUAUUGUGGGACGAAGGACCGGAGAUGAAGUCAGCUAACUAUCUUCUCUGAAAGGCCAUCUGUUACGUUUGGCCGCUAAGUCGGCAGUACGUAGAUACACUCUGUGAUACUGUAACCUAAAACCUUCCUGUACAUUUUGGCCACAUCUACCAAAACGCACCGUACCUAAACUAUAUCAACCAAACGUACCACACGGGGCGCCGACACCUUUCUCCGCACGUAUAAUCACAAGUCAAUCAGUCCGACUGAGAUAGAGUAGGAGAAAAGUAUAUAUAGAAAAUUUAAAGAGAAUUUCCUCACUUUCAUCGAUACAACAGAAAUGAAGGAGUUGUUUUUGUUAGUUUUGUUUGUGCCUGCCAGUGUGUUGGUCCAGGUCCAUGCGGUCCAGCAACAAGGAUACUACCAGCACCAACAACCGCAAUACAAUGCAGUGCCAGUACCGACUUAUAGGAACCAACAUGCCUCGCAAGGGUACUUGACGCACCAGGAUGUUCCGGCCAAUCACAGGACGCAGGCGUUGAGCCCAGCACAAAUCCAUUCUCAGUUGUCAGCUCAAGCGAAGGAAGCCUUCGCAUCAGCUAGGAAGCCACAACAGGCCUACUACAGACCUAUCCCUGCUGUCCCAGUCCAUGUGCAACCUGCCGCAGCGGCUGCUGGGCAUCCUAGACAAGUUUCAGUACCUCAAGUAGUAACCCCUCAACCACAACAGUACAGGCCACAGCCUCAGGAGUACAGGCCACAGCCUCAAGAGUACAGACCACAGCCUCAAGAGUACAGGCCACAAGCUCAAGAGUACAGGCCACAGGCUCAAGAAUACCGGCCACAACCACAAGAGUACAGGCCACCACCGCCUCAACAAUAUCACCAUCCAACGCCAGUCCAAUCACAAUACAGGGUUUCACAAGCUCCACAGUAUUCACUUCACCAACAGAAGAAACAUCAAGAUGACGAAGAGGAAAAAUAUAGUCCACCAAAUCCCUAUGCGUUUGGCUUCGACGUCCAAGAUGACCAUUACACCAACUAUCAAAACCGCAAAGAACAAAGUGAUGGAAAGAAGAUAACCGGAAGUUACUCAGUUGUAGAUUCGGAUGGAUUCUUAAGAACUGUGCAGUACACGGCGGAUCCAAAAGAAGGCUUUAAGGCUGAGGUAACUAGGCAACCAACAGAUAUUAAAGUGAAGAUUCCAAAGCCACUGCCGCAGUUCCAGACUCAACAAAAAUAUGCCCACCAGGACCCCCAGCAGUACCUACAGGAAGUUCCGGUACAAAGAGGAGAGCACCACCAACAACAACCAGAGUAUCAACAAUAUUAGGACAUUAAGAAAUUUUUGAAGCCAUUCUGUACCUACCUUGAUGUUCAAGUACAAAUGCUUGCUCAUCCUCACUUUAUAUCACUUUAUGAUAUAUGUGAAAAGGCAUAUUUAUACCACGGAAAAUUUCUUAUAAUGAUCUGCGAUCUCCUAUAGCAGAAACUGUUUGGAGUAUUUUUUGGACUCCAACAAAUCUCAUUGUUAUGUACUUUUGUUAUUAUAGGAUAUUUUUGUAAUUUAUAUCUUAGUGUAAUACAUCCG
Messenger RNA from Acanthoscelides obtectus, 1776 nucleotides. The record is from the annotation of a GenBank genome assembly. NCBI's taxonomy places the organism in Eukaryota, Metazoa, Arthropoda, Insecta, Coleoptera, Chrysomelidae.